Zootoca vivipara (common lizard) is the source of this 3437-nucleotide messenger RNA. RefSeq names its product F-box only protein 4. Gene Ontology annotation, biological process: protein polyubiquitination; SCF-dependent proteasomal ubiquitin-dependent protein catabolic process. Lineage: Eukaryota; Metazoa; Chordata; Lepidosauria; Squamata; Lacertidae. The record is from RefSeq and is a predicted model, not a curated record. Gene Ontology annotation, cellular component: SCF ubiquitin ligase complex. Gene Ontology annotation, molecular function: protein binding.
ACAUCAUCCCUGACCACUAUUCAUGCGUACUUUGGAGCGUAUUUUUAUUGCAUUUUUAUUUCGCUUUUGCGAUGCUCGCGCGCUAAUACAAGAGACUAUGUGGCGCUGGCCACGAAUCCGGAGCAGCAGCUCACAGUUGCCAGCGGGACUGCGGGGGAGGCGGCCGGAAUGCCUUCCACGCCUCCAGAACAAACUGGAGGCAGAAUCCCGGUGGGAGGCGCGGCUUCUUCUUCAGACUUCCCCUUCUUACUUGCGCGCAAGUAGCAGCCGCAGAGAGCCACAGCGCGCUUCGUCUUUGCGCGAACGCCGCUUUCCUCCUACUGAGACCCACCUCCUGGUGGAAUCCGGGCUCCGACGCCAAAGGGCGCAGGAUUCAAGCUGCUGUAGUGCCGUGGAUGCUGAACCGCAGCUAAGUAAGAAGCAGCUAAGUAAGAGACGGGGAGAGUCGCCGGUGCGCCCCGGAGCGAUGGCGCAGGGCGGCGGGGACUGGAAGCGCUUGGAGACGCUCCUGCGAGACAGCCUCCGCGUCCUGCGCAGUAAGUGGGGGCAGCAGCAGCAGCAGCAGCCGGGGAGGCUCCCGGAGAGCGACGAUCGCGCUGGGGAAGAGGAGGAGGAGAAGCAGACAAUGACGACACCCAACGCCUUGGAGGCCCUGCCGAUAGAUGUGAAGUUAUACAUCAUGUCCUUCCUCACACCCAAAGAUCUGAGUAAUUUGGGAAGCACCAAUCGCUACUGGAGUCUAACAAUCCAGGAUCCCUUGCUAUGGCGUUAUUUUCUCAUCCACGAUCUUCCUUCCUGUCAUUCUGUUGAUUGGAAGUCAGUCCCUGAUGCAAACAUAUUUAAUAAAUCCGUUUUUGAGCUGCAUAAUAGUGCCUCAUGUGACUACAUGGCUGCGUACAAGAAGUGUUACUCCAGGCGUAAAAGAUGUCCAAAAGCCAGCCGGCCCUAUUACGGACCCGUCACUUCCUUUCUCCAGUCCCUGACCACGCAGGCAGAGCCUCGCUUUGCAAUGUUUGGGCCGGGCUUGGAAAACCUGGACGACUCUUUGGUGCACAGAAUGAUGGCGAGCCCACAUAUUUUGCCGCUGGCCGGUAGACCUUCUAGACAAAUGCACGGAAUAGGCUCAGGAGUCACAUUUCGUUUGAAUGGUCAGAAAUUCGUCAUUCUGAUAUUGUAUACAAAAACCAGCAAGGAAAGGCUCAGAGCGAAGGAAGAGGACACUGAUCCUGUCAACAAGAUGUUCUCUGCGGAGUCCAGUGUUGAUGGGAAAACGCAUUACAAUCUGACUGAGCACGUUAAAAACAUGUGCAGACAAAUCGAUGGGUUCAUCUACGCUGCAGAUGCCGAGGCAGAUAAAAGACAAAACCGUCAACUUGAAUUUGACUGGCUGGCAGCAAUGCUUGACCCAGCCCUUGGCCCUACAGAUAGGCCUCUGCUUGUCCUGUCCUGCGUUUCCUGUGCUGAGAUUGAGAGGAUUCCUUGUGUUUACAUGGCGCAUCAGCUGCAGCUGAACCUGCUUGGCCCGCAGCCAUGGAUGGUUCAGGAUACUGAAGUUUCCACGUUGGAUGGACUGGUAGAUGGAAUUCAGUGGCUACUGGAACAAACCGAAUGUAAAAAUGCCCAGUGAAUCAGGCAUGUUUACAAAUGCCAGUGUGGUUUAAAAGAAAAAGAAAACAAAUGUCUUAUUUACAAGCAAGACUUGAGGCGGGCACAAUUUCUCCCUAAUUUGGAAUGAGCUGAGAAGAGGUUUUUGUGCCUAACAUGGACCAACACUGCCCUUAAGCCUGUUGCUAUUUAAAAUGCCGACUGGAUAAUACAGAAAAGGGAGGGGUUAUACCUCAAGGGGGGGCACUGGCAUAGCGGAGGCGCUCCUCUUAUGCUAGUGCCCCUCCCCAUUGGCAGACUUAACCAAAAGUAAAUCUCCUCUGAGAGGUGCCAGGCUGCUGCCAUUUAAAUUUCCCACAUUGGCUGCAAUGUAACAUUGCUCCGGAGCAGCACCGGAGAUUUACGGUGGUAGGCACUCAGUCCUGAGCACCAGAUUUAUUUAUUUAAAAAGUAAGGGGGGGGGCAGGGACUGGCAGCUGCCCAAAGAUGCCACGUGGUGAUGCCAAACUUGCUGGAUUCUAGUUGUUUUAGGCUGUUUAUGGUGCAGGUUGGAAUGUCAAGGUUUUAAUCAGGUAAUUCUGGACCAUAAUGCACAUGUUUAGUGGAAUCUCUGCAACAGUACAAUAGAUGGGUAACUGGUGGAGACCUCUUGGAGUGGAGAAUAUGAAUGACCAUUUUAUCAAGUGCACAUAAGAGAAAAGUUUGCCAUGUGCCCCCACCCAAGUUUAUUGUUAAUGCCCAACAUGUUUCCGAAAAUGAUUUUCCUUCUUCAGUGGUCAAACCCAUACAAAAUCUUUCUUUCUUUCUUUCUUUUGCUCUCUCUCUCUCUCAUUGUAUGUCUCAGAAAACCACUUAAAACAUCACAACAAAGAAACUUGCUCUGGUCAAAUUCCCUGGGAACAACCAAUCAAACCUUACCUCUUGUUCUCUAACUCGCACAAAAACCAAACACAAUGACUUGAAAUGUAAUGCAAUGCCUUUCUGAACCCAGUUCUACUGGAAACUACAAAUAUUGCUUUCUCAGAAGGAAAAAGGUGAAAAGUGAAAGUGGACAAAUAAAAUGAUAUCACAGCACUUUCUGUUUACUCUUUUUGUUGGAACAUUGCAGGAAGAAAAAAAAUACUAUGGAGGUUUUUCCUUUGGCCAUAUGAGGUUGAAUGCCCUACUAAAUGUCCGCUUAUACAGAGGGGGUAUUUUGAAGGUCAUUGAGUUUGGCCGACUAUAGAAAAGGUUUUCUUUUUAGAAACACAUUCAGUCGCAUACGCAUUACUGCAUGCCCACUUGCGGCAAGGAGAAUUUCACCAUGUCUUUGGGUGGAUAAAGUUCUUCAUGUGUGUCUACUGUUUCUCACAGUGAUGCGUGUUUACUGUGAGAAUCUGCCAGUUGGUAAAUGAAAAACAGAACAAGGGAGGCGUGGCACCGGAUACAAUAAAACAAAGGAGAAAAACUCAAAAUACUCCUCCAAAAGUUAGCUGUAGUUAAUACAUACUGCCUCCAGCAGUGGAGGAAGAGCAUCGCCAUCAUGGCUAGCAGUGAUCAAUAGCCUUAUCCUCCAUGCAUUUGUCUAAACCAGGGUUUCCCAAACUUAGGUCUUCAGCUGUUUAUUUAGACUAUGUCAGGAGUUUGGGCAGGAGUCGGGCUUUGGGGCCUGUAGUGCUUUGCAGGACUGGGGCCUGCCUCAGCUUGUGCUGGAGAAGCAAGGAGUGGCCACCCAGGUGAGGCCACUUGAUACCUCACUGCACCUAGUGGCAGGAGCUGGGAGGGAUAAAAGCCCAGCAUUUCCCUUCAGCUCUUGGCCACAGCAACGCUAUCCCUGCCUGGUUGCAUCUGGC